GUCAUUUUUUUUUAAUUAUGUGAUUAAGGGUUCUCGGUGAAGCUUCCUUCAUAAUGGAAGGGGAUUAAUCAUGAACACUUAAAAAAUUAAUAAUCUAAUAGGUGAGUGAGUUAUUAAAAUGUCACUUGGGCGCUUUGGAUCAUAGUUCGGGGGUUCUAGUCAUAUUUUUAUUGUUAUUGCAAGCAUUGAUACAAGAAAACGCUACGGAAUAGGGGUGAAUGAUGGAAACAAAGUGAUUUUUAAUUUUUAAUUUUAAUAUUGGUUAAUUUCUUAAGUAAAGGAUCAAAACUGGUUUUAUAAUUCCACGUCAUACACUACAUCAGCAGUGACUUGUCAUUUUGUUAAAUACUAAACGGUCAACGCCGUCAACCCUAAUGAAAAAUAGUUCAGUACAUAAACGAAAUAUUGUAAAGAAUAGGAUACAAGUAACAUUUGAGUCAUGGUUAAAGAUAUUUUUAGUGAAAUUAGCCCUUAAUUUUAUCCCGAUGCAAAUAAAAGAAAGUAUGGGUCUUUUUUUAUUAUGGCUAGUGGCUACUAUUUGCUACCAUUAUGAUGCACCCCCCCUAAUAAAAAAAAAAAAAAAGAGGCAUUCAAAUUUUCUAAAAUUCCCAAAAUUUGACCGUUGAAUAUUAGAUUACGCCAAGAAUGAAAUGAUGCAAAUUUAAUUUGAGUGGAAUGUGAAGAGAAAGUCAACCCAAACCAAUUGAGUAAUUGACUUGUAUACUGAAUGACCAAAGCAAAGUGUGAUGAUUUGCACGUGCGGGUUUUGCUUUCCUUUCCUUUGCUUUGCCCUUGCCCAUAAUAUAUCAUCAUUAUCAUGACCUCAUGUGGCCGGGUAAAGUAAACAAAAUUAUUUUCCACAAGUGAUAAUUACAAAACAAAGACCAUUAUUCCAUCCCCCCUGUAUUUAUAUAUUUAUAAUUAAGGGUUGGUUUGCUUGUUGGAUUUGGGUCAUGAAUUUGGUACCCAAAUCCCAAACUUGAUGGAUUUAACGUAAAUUCAUUGUUUGUUGAAGGGUGCUAAAUCCGUGGGGUCCACGGAUUUAGUCUUUAUUUUGGAAUCAAAUCCGUGGGCCCCACGGACCUGUAAAUCUCACAUAUUGAUUUGGGAUUUGCAAAUCCUUGGUGGUUAGUUAUUUAUUUAACAAAUCCAUCACAAAUCCAUCAUCAAAUCUAUCAUGCAAACAUUAGACUCUUCAAAUCCAUAAUCCAAUAAAUCCAACAUAAAUCCCAAGAUUUUUAUUGGUCAAAACUCUCAUUUUUCAAAUCCAACAAGCAAACGACCUCUGAAGGAAUAUAUAUAAUUAGGUAAGAUGAUUAGCAAAAUCUCGACAUAUAUCUUGACUCAUCGCACUCCAACGAAUCAUCAUAUUCUUCAUCUUCAUGGCCGACGUGGGUGUGUGCAUGCCAGCCCAGCCCAUUAAUACAGGCCCAUUCCUCUCAACAUCAGCCCACCUUGUUUUUUUUUCUUAUGAUCUUAUUCUUAUCCAUCCCUCACAAACCUCAUUCCAUUUGCCAAAUCCUAAAACAUUUGUAAUUUUGAUUGGUCCGAUUAGGUUAAUUUCAUUCCAUCUCCAUUAAUGAAUUAAUGCGUCUUAGGUCAAAUAUGGAUGCAUUUCACUUACUUUUCAACGGACCAAUGUAGGAUCGAGCAAUCUUGUGGAUCAUACAAGACUAUUUCAUAGUUUGGCUUUGGAUUAUCGGAGACAAAAGAGGUAUAUGUGCAUUACACGAUGACAUAAUACCAGUGGCGGACCCAGAAAUUUUUCAUAGGGGUGCCCUCUUUUAAAAAAUAAAUUAAAUAAAACUAAAAAUAAUUAAUAAAAAUAAAAUUGUAAAUAUGAAAAUACCUUACUCGUACAUAUUAAAAAAGUCCAUGAUGUGUUUUCAUAUUCGAAAAUAAUUGUAGAAUACAUUUGGUGUCUAUAGUGUUAAAAAAAUCGUCUCUAUAUACACUACUAGACGAUCAUUCACGAACUUAUCGCAUAUUCGAUUCGUAAACUUGUUCUUGAUGUAACCCAAAGCUGAAAGACUCUUUCAACACUUGUCGUACAAUCAUAAAAUCAAUACAAAUUAAGGGUAGUUUGAAAUUAGUUUAAUUGUUAGGUUUUUAAAAUAAUUAGAGAUAGGGAAUGCCAUUUUACUAUUACACAUUGUUCAAAAUCGAACAACAUAUGAGUUUAGCUCAAUGGAAAUUAAGUUUAUUAAUAAUAAUAGUGUUCUAGAUUUGAAUUAUCCAACCUACCACUUAUAUUUCUAUACACAAAUGACAGUAGGAUAAUCAUUUUUUCAAAUUUAAAGGGUGUCCCUCAUUAUCAAUUUUUUUUUGUCCAUACGUAAAUUAUUACCGGGGUUGGAUAAUCGUCUUCCCAUAAUUUAGGGGUGUCCGGGGACACCCCUAAACCCCCUGGGUCCGCCCCUGCAUAAUACAAGGAUGACUAGAUGGCACUUCAGGUGUAAAGAGUACUUAAAUAGCUCAAAGAGUUAUAGUCGAUACUGAUUAGUGGUUGAAUCACAUAAAAACCCAAAACUAGAAGCAAAUCUCAAGUAUUAUGGUGGUAAAACUUGAACUAACACUAGUUGAACGUUUUAUUGGACUACAAUCAAAUUAUUGUCACACACGUACGAAGAAAAAGAACAUUGCCUAAAUCUAUGGAACACAUUAAGAUAUGCAUAACAUUGUGUAAUUUGGUUGAUCACUUUUUCCUUUGGUUGGAUGAUUAUGCGUAAGUUCCAUUGAAUCGAAGGGGUAUGUAUCCCACUAAACAAGUAUGUCCCUAACGUAACCUUAUGAGUUUAUGCAUCUCAUUUGGUUGUUGUCGUUGUUAUGAUACUUCUUUCCUCUUAUGGAGUCUUCAAAAUUUUCUUAUCCAUCAAAAGACUUGAUUGAGAUCGAUACCAUUGACAAUUAACUUGUUUACAUAAACGAAGUUAUCUACCCGUGAGUCCGUGACCAACCUGUUUAAUAGUUCGGUCAAUCUAAUAUACCUUGUGAUCAACCAGAUUAACAAUGUAAUUGACUUGGCCUUUCUUAUUCGAUCAAAAGCUUCCACUAUACUUCAAAUAAAAUUACUUGGAAUUUACUCCAUGCAAAUUAUGGUAACAAACUUCUAUAGUAAGUUGCAAACUUUUUAAGUGCCCAACUCACUCUGAGCUUACUUUGAUGAGUUUGUUCCAUCUAUUUUUGUAAAACAAAUGACCAAAUCUCAAGCAAAUGGAAGAUCAGCGGGGGAUGAAAUUGGUUGAAGCAAAGUUAUUGGCUUUGACCCAAAAGUGAAUCUGGGCAAAUAUAAACGUUAAGCAAACAUUAUUGUUAAUGGAGGAGCCUCAGAAACGUGUACACUUUUAUCAUAUCAAAUGGUUGAAAACUGCAGAUUUUCAAAGGGAGGAAAGAAAGAUAAGAAUGGAUCCAAUUGCUGUCUCUGUUCUGUUGUCGUCUCCUGCCUUUUACGACUCUCAAUAAACCACCCACCUUCUCUCUCUACUCUCUCUCUCUCUCUCUCUCUCAACCCACCACACCACGACCCAAACAAACAAAUACAAAAACAAAGACCCAAAGGUCAAAAUCAAAUCCAUCUCUGACUCUCUAAUUCCAUUCAAUGGCGGCCAAGCUCAACUCCAUAACCCACGAGACUAGUACAACUUCAGAAAUCUCAAACCGCCACCUUCUUACCUUCUUCUUCUUCGUCUUCCUCCUCCAUCCUUGACAAACCUUCUCCUUCUUUUGCUGUGCCUGGGUGGCCUCUCUUUUAUCACAAAGCUCACAUUUUUAUGCUCAUUUUGGCCAAGUUACUAUAAACCCACAACUCCUCAGCUUCUCCUCUUUCUCUUUCUUUGGGUUCCGUGUUUGUGCCCAUUUCGACUUUUUUGCGCAAGAACCCAUUAGUUAGUCCAUUACCCUCCAUCCAUUAUCUCUCACAUUUCAAGAAAGACACAGAUCAAUAUUAUUUACAAGGAUUGGAGAGAAAGCAGCUUGACUCCCUACCAAAAAGCACUUUGAGAUCUGUUCCUUUUCUUUUCUUGGUCUUCGCCCUCCAUCAAUCCUCUCUCUGUUUUCCUUUUCCCCCUUGCUUUCUUUCGCUCUUGAAUCUUCUGUCCAAGUUGGUUGUUAAAAUUCAGGGGUUUUACUGGGUAUCCCUUCUGCGGCUCUUGAAUCUCUGAAAGGACGAAUCUUUGUUACUACAAAGGAGAAAAUAAGAAAUGGGGAGUAGUAAAUGGAGAAAAGCAAAGCUGGCCUUGGGCCUGAAUCUUUGUGUGUUUGUGCCAAGAACGCUGGAUGAUUUGCCAGCAACAACUUCAACAGAGAGGGUAUCAGAUGUUGCUCUGCUUUCACCUACAAGUUGGGAUGCUAGGCCAAUGACUCCAGUUCCAUCUUCUCAUGGUUUGAAGCUGCCCCGAACUAGUAGCAAAUCUUCCAAGCAAACCUGCUCAAUCUGCCUGACCAAGAUGAAACAAGGAGCUGGCCAUGCAAUUUUUACAGCAGAGUGCUCACAUUCGUUCCAUUUCAAUUGCAUUGCUUCUAAUGUGAAGCAUGGCAAUCAAAUUUGUCCAGUCUGCAGAGCAAAAUGGAAAGAGAUCCCCUUUCAGGCUCCAGAUUUAGAUCCUCCGCUUGGGAGAGCUGUCUCAAUCAACGCUGGAGGCUGGCCUAACAAUGAUGCUUUAAUGACUGUGGUUCGUCGUUUACCGCCCCCUCGUCGGGACCCUAGUAGGAGGCACGUUGUACCAUUACUUCAGGUUGCCGAGCCUAUUGUAUUUAACGAUGAUGAAACUUUGGACAUCCAGCCAGGAUAUGAAAAUGGCGCCAGUUGCAGUUCUGGUAGAGCAAUUGACAUCACUGUGCAUCCUGAAGUUACAGCAGCAUCACGUUCAAAUUCUUAUGAGAACUUCGCUGUCCUUAUUAAUCUUAAAGCUGCUGCUGCUAGCAUGAUAAGAAACCAGACCAGCAGCUAUCCUCAACUCUCCCAAACUCCUAGAGCUCCAGUUGACUUGGUGACAGUUCUCGACAUCAGUGGUAGCAUGGCAGGAACUAAGCUGGCAUUGCUUAAACGAGCUAUGGGAUUCGUGAUACAGAACCUUGGCUCCAAUGACCGGCUCUCUGUUAUUGCCUUCUCAUCCACAGCUCGGCGCCUCUUCCCCCUGAGGCGAAUGUCUGAUGCAGGGCGCCAGCAGGCGCUGCAAGAUGUUAACUCUUUGAUUGCCAAUGGUGGGACCAAUAUAGCUGAAGGCCUGAGAAAGGGAGCUAAGGUGAUGGAAGAGAGGAAAGAAAAGAAUCCAGUUGCAAGCAUAAUAUUGCUGUCGGAUGGACAGGAUACUUAUACAGUUAGUAGCGGUAGUAACCAGCAGCCUGAACAACCGAAUUACAGGUUGCUACUUCCUCUUUCUGCUAUUGAUGGUGGUGGUGGGACAGCUGGAUUGAAGAUUCCAGUGCAUGUGUUUGGAUUUGGGGCGGAUCAUGAUGCUUCAUCAAUGCAUUCAAUUUCAGAAAUUUCGGGUGGUACAUUUUCUUUUAUCGAGACAGAAGCCAUUAUCCAGGAUGCAUUUGCACAGUGCAUUGGAGGGCUCUUGAGUGUUGUGGUGCAGGAGCUGCAAGUGGGUGUUGAAUGUGCGAACCCUAACAUCAAACUCCAGUCGUUGAAAGCAGGAAGUUACUCGAGUCGGAUAUCAGCCGAUGGACGCACGGGGUUCAUUGAUGUUGGAGAUUUGUAUGCAGAUGAAGAGAGGAAUUUUCUCGUUUCACUCAAUGUUCCACCAGCAGAACCUUCAAAAGGUUCAACAUCAUUGCUCAAGGUGAAAUGCGCCUUCAAGGACCCGUUAACUAAAGAAAUGGGCACAUUAGUAAGUGAAGAAAUAAGGCUUCAGAGACCUGAAGUACCUGAAGAAGUAGUUGUAUCAGUAGAAGUGGACAGGCAGCGUAAUAGGUUGAAAGCAGCAGAGGCAAUGUCACAGGCAAGAACUGCAGCUGAGCAAGGGAACCUAACUGGUGCAGCUUCCAUCCUUCAGGACUGCCGGAAGGACCUAUGGGAAACCGUGUCGGGCAGGUCGAAUGACCGGUUGUGCAUUGCACUAGAUGCAGAGAUGAAGGAGAUGCAAGAGAGGAUGACGAGUAGAAAUGUGUACGAGGCCUCAGGUAGAGCAUACAUACUGUCCGGGCUAAGCUCACAUUCAUGGCAAAGAGCCACAGCAAGGGGAGACUCGACGGGCGGCAGUUUGAGCCUUGCUCAGUCGUACCAAACACCGUCGAUGACCGAGAUGCUGACUCGAUCUCAGGCGACAUUUAUGGGGAGUCCAUCGACUCAGAGGCUUAUCCAACCGUUAUGGUCAAUUGGGUCACAACCAAAACCAAGGUGACGGGUUAGGGCCUUCAUUAGCAUGAGCUUCUAUUGCCAUGCCUAAAUACGGCUUUCUGCAUUUUGUUUGGGUUAUCAUUGGUAGGAAAAUCUGAGGUGGAUUUCCCGUUCUUUCCUUUCUGGACUUUUGGGUUUGGUUGCCUCAUUUUGUGUAAAUGAAUAACGUGGGAUAAAUGGCGAAGGUAUAUGAGAUUGGGGGUGGGAAAGAAGGAAAUGGGAAGAGCAGAUGUUAGGGUUUUGAAGACUUUUUCAUGUUUGUUGUUGGGGGGUGUAAAUAGGAAAGCAAUGGGUGGGGGAAAGCCUGUAAUUUGAGAAUCGUGUGGUGAAUCUUUUCACCUGAAUUAUAUAUAAGUUUACAACCUCUCAAUUCAAUUGUUUGUUCUGUCAAAUGUAGCAUUUUCACGUUGUUGAAUGUUCAGUAUGAGUCUGAUUUGGAGUCUCCGUACCUCGUUUGGCCCAGACAGGUUCAGCACACAUGACAAUGACAAGAUAGCACAAAAAUAAAGCACUAAAUAUUUG
Linum trigynum is the source of this 6865-nucleotide messenger RNA. The record is from the annotation of a GenBank genome assembly. Lineage: Eukaryota; Viridiplantae; Streptophyta; Magnoliopsida; Malpighiales; Linaceae.